Molecule: messenger RNA, 1806 nt
Organism: Helianthus annuus (common sunflower)
Lineage: Eukaryota; Viridiplantae; Streptophyta; Magnoliopsida; Asterales; Asteraceae
Product: polyadenylate-binding protein RBP47C'
Exons: 6
Coding region: 356-1537 (393 amino acids)
Cellular component (GO): cytosol
Molecular function (GO): mRNA binding
Source: RefSeq, a predicted model, not a curated record
AUGGUGGUGCCGUUCUCAAAAAAAAAAACAUGGUGGUCGGCAUGUUAAAAGCCGGUGACUGAAACCCACGUGUUUCCUGACUGUGCAGCUUUCCUGAACCUGGAACCUUAAAAUAGCAAAAACAUCAGAAUCCAACCUAAAACAUUUUUUUACUCCACAAACACAACUUGCUUUCAUAAAUAUCUCUGUACACACAAUCCCAUGUAAAACCAACGGUUCAGAUCACAAGACCACCAUUUAAUCCAACGGCUACACCACCAUUAACCCUAUCAGAUUCGCUGUCUCUAUACGUAUAAACCAUAUAUUACAUAUAUCAUAUACAACUUUGCGUCUUGUUUGGCACAAGAGAGUGAAGAUGACGCAAUCGAGUAACAAUGGUGUGUCUGACCAGCAACAACAAACUCAGAAAAACCAGCCGGCGCCGGCGACGGUGGGCUUGGGUGUAGGACAGCAGCAAUGGGUGGCGUAUCACCCUCGUCAGCCGCGUCCUCCGGUGACGGUGGGUCAACCGGGAUCUGGUGGAGGAGAGAACAAAGCGAUAUGGGUUGGUGACCUUCACAAUUGGAUGGAUGAAGAUUACCUUCGUAACUGUUUUGCUUCCACCGGCGAGGUUGCCUCAAUUAAGGUUAUUCGAAAUAAACAAACUGGUUUCUCAGAAGGAUAUGGAUUUGUUGAGUUUUACUCACAUGAUGCAGCUGAAAAGGUGUUGCAGACUUAUGGGUCCAUUGUUAUGCCAAAUACAGAACAACCGUUUCGUUUGAACUGGGCUACAUUUAGCACGGGAGACAAACGGACAAACAACGUUUACGAUCUUUCCAUAUUUGUUGGGGAUUUAGCUGCAGAUGUAACUGACACUUUAUUGCAUGAAACUUUUGCUGAUAAAUAUUCGUCUGUUAGAGCCGCUAAAGUUGUUGUAGAUAUUAGUACUGGCCGGUCUAAAGGUUACGGUUUUGUAAGGUUUGGAGAUGAUAAAGAGAGGACUCAAGCCAUGAAUGAAAUGAAUGGGGCUUAUUGUUCGAGCAGACCUAUGCGCAUUGGUGCUGCAACCCCUAGAAAAUCAACCGCUUACCAACAAGGAGGAUACAUGUCAAAUGGUGGUUCCAAAUCUGAUGGAGAUUCAAAUAAUACAACAAUUUUUGUCGGCGGACUUGAUCCUAGCGUUAGUGAUGAAGAUCUUAGGCAGCCAUUUAUCGAAUAUGGUGAAAUUAUUUCGGUGAAAAUACCUGCGGGUAAAGGUUGCGGAUUUGUACAAUUUGCUAACAGAGCUAAUGCUGAAGAGGCACUGCAAAAACUGAACGGGACAACAAUAGGGAAGCAAACCGUGCGUCUUUCUUGGGGCCGCAACCCAGCAAAUAAGCAGAUGAGACAUGAUUUUGGGAACCAGUGGCUGGCGGCAUACUAUGGAGGAGGUCAGAUUUAUAAUGGGUAUGGGUAUGGGUAUGGGUAUGCUAUGCAACCACCAUAUGUCCCAAGCAUGUAUGGUGCAUCAUAUGGAGGUUAUGGCAUGCAUGGUGCACACCAGCAACAAGUAAACUGAAUGGGUGGUAUGAGUUCAAAGUAAUAAGACUUUUAUGGGCUACAAUGAGCAUGAAUAUGGAUAGUAUAAAUGGAGCAUAAGUUGCGCCGAAUGUGUCAAACCAUGAUCCCCUCGCUCCUAACAUGAGCGCAGACUAAAUUUUGGGUCUUGGACUCUAUUAGUGAGCUAAUGUAGAGAUUUAACGAAAACCAAUUCGUUUUUUUCUUCAUUGAUGGAUUCAACUUUUUAAAUUUUUUAUAUCAUAAUAAUCUGUGUCCAACUUGAUUAAA